AACAAGGUGGACUCCAGUGUGGGGCAGAAAGCUCCUUAGCAGCGAGGCAGUCGGACCUGCGCCAAGUAGACCUUUUUUGUGCGGUGUAUACACGCGGAAAGAAGCCUCCAGAAAAAGCGAGACUAGGAGCGGGAAGAAGUCGAUGGAGUGACCGGGGACCGUCAGGAGGAAUUACGCUUCCACUGUGUGUGCCCACUAGCCCUGUCCCAGGUCAGCCAUCUACAGUCAACCCUUGUUAAAGUGCUGAUCAUUCAAAGGAGUAUUGGCUAGACAAGGAACUGGGAUUAAUAUGACCUAAGUGGCCAAGACCAAGUGGAAACUUCUUCUGAGUCUGUUGGUUUCCCCCUAGCUGCACUGUUAAGGAAGCCACAUGUAUCAGUGCGUAUUCUGUCCCUUCUUAAACUCCGCCCUUGCAUCGUUCCUCACGCUCAAUGGAUUCCUACAAUUUUCACUUUGAAAGGAUGAGCAACGUGGAUCUCCACCCACUGAACCUGCCCGUUAAUCGGCUGUCACCGGCCAAGUCCAACAGCAGCAUUGUAGAGCAGUUUGCGCACCACCAGCACGGGAAAGGAGACUCGGCCUACAGCUCCUUCUCUGGCGGUUCCACUGUGCCCGAUUACUCUUCACCGUUCUUCCAAGAGGACAUUCAGUCCAGUUCCUUCGGCCACUAUGCAGACCUAAAAUUUGUUAAGUCAAUUUGCCAGCCUUCUCAGUUUCUCCAAGCGGACCCGAAGACAAUGGAUCAGCUGUAUCGCUCUGUGGAGGCAAUAUCACAGCAGUAUCGCAAUAAUCCAAGCAGCAAUUUAAACCACCAGAAUGGCAGCGAUAGUUUCCAGUCCAACAACAAGGCAUUGGUGAAGGAUGGCCCUUCACAAGGUCCGUCCCGCGGUGUCAACGCCUAUAUCCGUCCUCCCCCCAUCCCAACCCGUCUGGAUAGUUUCAUAGCCACUAAAAACUUGGAAAACAGUCAGGGCCAUCGCCAUGGGAAUAGACAUCAGCCUAUGCAGCCACAGCCACAACAACCCAGACUCAGCACUCGCCCACAGUCCCAAGGUCUGACCACCCCAAGAGCUGAGAGGUCUCACUCAGAAACAAGCGCAUUGAGCUGCAGUUCUGACACACUGUAUGCAGGUUGGAGAACGCAGCAGGCACCGCAGCCACCAGUCUACCGUCUUCACCUGCAGACCCCCGAACAGACAAGGGGACAGUUGCACCGAGACCAGCAUUUCCUCACCGAAAACAAGGUUGCCUCUGAGCAACCAAAGUCUGGAAACAUCCCGGGCAGAUCACCUCCCAGGGGCACAAGUCUGACUGAGCUGCCGAGACCUAGGCAGCUUUCAAGCACUGGCGGAUGUAACGGAGACCAUCACAAUAAGCCUGGUAGUAACAGAGACCAUGUUGAGGGUCAACGGAAAAGGGCCCAUUCAGCUCACGAUUAUCUUGGUUCUGAGCCAAGUCGACUCUCUAAACCCUGGGACGGUGGUCAGAGUGUGAUCAACAGCAGUAUUCAGCACAAGGGUCAGUUUUACUUUGUCACUGGACUUUGUAAAAUGAAUGAAUCAGGUAUGGAGACAAACUCUGUGUGUGGGUCGGAAGACGGCAGUGAAAGCUCCACCAUUGUUCACAGGUACCAGCCCAGAGAGAAAGAGAGAUCCCAUAGCACAAUGGAUUGUUUGUCUCAACCCCUGAAAGAGACUUCUCAAAGUACUAGUGGCAUUUUUCAAGAUGACAGAGAUGUUUUUAACCCCGAGGUCAAGGGCAAGGAUCUAAUUUGGAGAAGUUUGGAUCAGGAGAAUCACCGACCCUCGCUGUCGUCUACUCGGACCUCCCGAAGUUUUGAUUCCCUGGAGGAAAUCAACAAUAAGCAGGGUCGAGAUAUCAGCAGGCACACUGAUAGCAAUCCUAUUUUUUACUGUGGUCCAGAGAAGAGUUGUUCCCCUUGCUCAAACCCUCAAAUAAUGGAAGGAGACGAGAAGAGAAGCCAACACAAGAGUGUUGACCAGGCAAAGCGGGGUGCCCGCAAGCCUUUAUCUGAUGUUGCCAGUGAGAGAAUUAACAAAGAAACCACCCCUCUUCUCUACCACCUUACUGGAGCCAGCAGGACUGGGUUGCAGCCAAAAAAAGAAUCUGCAAUUCAUAAAACGGGCCGUGCAGAAUCAAACAACCUUGAAAGGUCUCCUCAGGGGGUGUCAACUAAAAAUGGUGAAAGAAGUGACAUGCUUGCUGUUGCGUGUAAUACCCUUGAUGAUUCGUUUAAAAAAUACUACAAGGAAAAACUACAGGAUGUCCAGUCAAAGGUUCUGAGUGAGACAUCAUUCAAAAGGAAGGACUUGCAACUAUCCUGGCCUCACCGUCUUAGGCCCAAACCUGAGCUGAGGCCGACCUCCAUCCAUUCAUUCUCAUCUUCUCAGGACUCUGAGACAUCCACAGAGACUCUUAUCCCCUUUACCGAGACAGAGUGUGAAAGCGUCGCGGCUGAACAGAGGGAACUAAACAAAGAGCCGGGAAAAGACAGCACUACACCUACAAAGGUUGCCCAGCCCCAAGUGGCGCGAAUCGGAGCCAAGAAACGCUUGACUCCAGAGCAGAAGAAGAUGUGCUACUCUGAACCAGAGAAACUUAACCAGGUGGGCACUGCUCCCAAGCACUCCUCGUGUCGCUCCUUUGGCAACGAAAGCGAAACCCUCUUUGCGUCCGGAUCUGAGGGUGAAGAACAUGCACAACAAGGAGACCAAGGGUUUGUUGCAACACGCCGGAAGAUGUUUGAGACCAGAAGUCGGGCACUGUCAGCCUGUAGCACUUCAAAGACAAGCCUUAAGGACCUGCAACACAAGGCCCUGGUUGAGUACAUGGAGCGCAAGACAGGUCAGAAGGUGGCUGAACCUCAGCAGCCGGCCCCUCAGGUACCCCCCUCAUCCAGACAUAGACAUUCAUUAGGUGAGAAACCCUUUGACUGGGGUUCCAGGCCUCUUUCUGCCAGCCAGGAAAAAAACCCCAAGAAGAAGCUUCACAGACCUCACUCUGCAGGUCGCAUCCUGGAUUCUUCCACGAGCUCCGUCAGGUAUGCCCAGUUUUUCUCGGCACAGUCGUGUUCAGGACAGUACGUUGGUCAGUCCAUCCAGCCCAGGUGGCGAGAGAGCCAGGGUCCAGGUAAUGGGAAGUCUGCCUCUGCUGAUAGCCUCCUGGACCAGCCAGAACCACCCAAUUUCUUCAGGAACAGAUCAACAUCAACACCACAUGCAUUUCAGGCACAUGACUAUGAGACUGAUCCAGCACUGGCUAAUGCCACAGAAACCAUGAGUCCUGAGAAAAGUCCUGAGGCGACGCCACCGCCGCAGCCCUCUCCUGAGGCGCCACCUGUCCGGAUGGUUGCGCAGCGAGGGAAGUCCAUGGAGGAACUUGGUGCAACAAAGCUAACAAAAAUUUCAGCUUUGAGUAAGAGUUCUGAGCAGUUGGACCAGCUGUGGAGAAAGUCAGCCUGGGACGUGGAGUCUGAGAAGGAUAAAAGGAACAUGUUUGCUCAGGAGAGAGAAGCUCAGGGACAAGAGAGGGCCAGGAAGAGUCAGCAGGUGUCACACCAAAUCGGGAAAGAACCGGAAGUCACCCGUCCGAAAACACUAAAAGACACCAAGACUAGGUCUUUGGAUGUUGAAGGGAGCACACGCGUUACAGCAAGAACCCCGGCCGGGUCCAUCUCCCCAGCCUCUCAAGCCAAGGAGUCUAUUGCAUCUGCUGGAUCCCACUCACCCGUCACAGAUGAGUGCAAGUCUGUUGGACCACCCAGCGAGUCGCCUGACCCAGUUUCCCCUUGUGGUCAAGAGAGUGGAGAGAAGGAAAUCAAAUCCACAUCGUCGACUCCCACGCAGAUCAAACCUCUGUGUGAAAACAGGCGGAGCUCCAGGGCGUCUCCUGUAACUGGAUCCAAACUGUCUGAGGAAGAGUCAAAAAAUGAGCCUGAAGUUUCUUUGAGCUGCGGCGUCACCACAGACCCGUUGCUAUGGUUACCCCCUCCAGAAGACGAGAUCACACAGGAUGUCCAGAAAGAGGCAGCACUGGCAGACAAUGAGUCUGGUGAACUCUCCAGCUCAAAGCUGUCGCCCCAGACAAGUGAGACCCCUAUGUCCCCGAGCACCUCCGUCUCUGAAGUCACUCAACAGGUGGAGGAGGAGAAGAGUCCACGGCAGGAAGACGAGAACACAGGGGAGAACAAGGAAGUGGAGGGACGGGGAACCCCGGAGGGGGCGACGGACAGUUCCCACAGUCCUGUCCAGAAGCCUCAGUGGGAGGACCUGGUGGAGGCACUGGUGCAGGCGGACCAGUCUCUGGCACCUGCGCUUUAUCCACUGACCAAUCGCAAGACGGCGCUGAUGCUGAUGGAGCAGCUGCUCUCAGAGGACACGCUGCUGAUGGAGGAGCACUACAAGAUGAAGCAGCGAGGAGAGAGCGUGGCGUCUGACGGAGCAGCCGAGCGGUCUCCCUCGCCCGUCGCCAGCAAACCACAGCAGAAGGAGCAGCACAGCAAACUGGCCCUCCUGAAGAAGAAGCGCCUCCUAGUGUCCCUCAUUGAGGAGCAGCUCAGCUCUUUGGAGGAGCUGCGCAGCGACCUCCGGGCAGAGAUCCAGGAGAACAAGACGCACGGGGAGGCGCUGAAGGCGCUGGUCCGAGACCGCUGUCAGCCCCUGGAGCUGGAGAGGUACACCCUGUUCAUCGGAGACCUGGAGAGGGUGGUCAACCUGCUGCUGUGCCUGUCCGCCCGACUGGCCCGGGUCCAGAACGCCCUCAGUACGGUGGACCAGCACACAGACGCCGAAGAGAAGGAGUCUCUGGACAGUCGCCACCGUUUGCUGUGCAAACAGAGGGAGGACGCCAAAGACCUGAAGGACAACCUGGACCGGCGGGAGAACCUGGUCUCCACCUUCCUCUCCCGCCAGCUGUCAGCCGAGCAGCUGCAGGACUACCGUCGCUUCGUCCAGACUAAGGCCUCGCUUCUGAUCCGCCUGAAGGACCUGGAGGAGAAGCAGCGGCUCGGGGAGGAGCAGCUGGAGGCGCUGGCCAACAGCAGCAUCGUCUGAGAGGAGCUCUCAACCCAGCAGGACUUGACCCGAACACUCGUCCCCAUCUCAGAACCCGUGCCUUGACAAAAGCCGUCACGCUAACAAGAAGCAGAGGACACCUUGGAAAUAAGCUUUAAGAUUGUAUCCGAGCCGCGGCGAGAGUCAGCCUGAGCAGGGCGGUGAUGCGUAGCACAGAGGACCUGUUCCUUAGUUCUAGCUUGUGUUUCAGAAUAAGGCACUACAAACCAAAAAAAAAAGGUGAACGAAAAAAGCACUUUGUAAGAACACAAAAAAUGCACAUUUCUUCAGAUCAUGGAUCAAUUUCAAGUUUGUCAGUUGUGAUGCUAAAUAUUUAGGGGUCGCUUUGGUGCUUUCACACAUGCUUUAUUUAUUCAGAUAUCAUGAGAAAACUGCGAUUUCAAAAUCUGAAUCAGAGAAGAGAAACAUGGACCAAUAUGGCAGGGAGCAUGUCGAAAAGUUCUUCCUCACUAUUGCUUGCUUAAAAAAAAAAUCAAAAGUUUAGUAUGGAAAAAUGCAAAAUAAAAUAAAAGUACAUCACCGAUUAUGGCAAAAGAACAGAAAAGGGACGGGGGAAAAAUUAUAAAAGAAAGAAAACUAAUGAUAAAAGACAAAUAUUAAUUCUAAGUUGAGGCUCUUUUUUUCUGCUUACAUCAAAGUGGCACUUGAAGAGGUGUGACUGGUGUUUGUCGAAGGCUCAUGCCGCGAUAGUGGGAAGGUGUUUGCCGUCUUGGCUGCCAACGUAGUAGAAGCAGUUCAGGUUCAGUGGUUGUUAAAGUUCAUUUCAGAAAUCAGAUUUUUAAAAGAAUAAUCAAGCUGGAAAUUAUUGAUCAAAAAGGUUCUUUCUGUCAUUAUUCUCAUGAUGGAAAUGUAUUUUUGCAGGUCAGGGAAAAAAAAAUAUGGAAAUAAUAAAUGAACCCUUUUGUGUGUGAAAGCACCGAGCUACUUUUGCUUCACGCUUCCAUUCCAUGACGCCCCAAACAUUCAUGAGCCAGAGUGAGAAAGAAUAAAAGGGAAAUUAAGACCUGAGAAUAAAAGAAUGUAAAGUUAUUUUUUUAAAUGGUGAUGUAACUUCUGGGAAGCAGUGAAGUAAACCAGUGACAUUUCCUCCACAAACAGGAAGUUCAGAUUGAUUUUCUUUCUUUUAGGAUCAGUACGGUUCUCAUUUCCCGGGAGAUUUGCGACCCCAUCUGUUUCGGUUUGCAAAACAAGUGUGUGUGUUUGUGUUGACAAUUCAGCUGACACCGACCUUCGAGUGAAGGUGUUUUCCUCUCAGAAAUCAAACCUAUUCUCACGUUUUCCUUGCUGCUGCACACACGAUUUAUUGCUGGUUUUUGGUGCCGUACUGGUUUCACUUUUUCCCCUCAUCUGUUUUAGGACACAAUAUUUCAAUGAACUUUCUGGAAAGACUUGUUUGUUUUUGUGCCAGUUUGGAGUUUUGAAUUCCACAAUGUUUAUUUGUAUUAUUGUGAAUAAAUUAAGAUAUC
Molecule: messenger RNA, 6559 nt
Organism: Synchiropus splendidus (mandarinfish)
Lineage: Eukaryota; Metazoa; Chordata; Actinopteri; Syngnathiformes; Callionymidae
Gene: shroom1
Product: shroom family member 1
Exons: 10
Coding region: 432-5072 (1546 amino acids)
Biological process (GO): actin filament organization
Cellular component (GO): apical junction complex; adherens junction; cortical actin cytoskeleton
Molecular function (GO): actin filament binding
Source: RefSeq, a predicted model, not a curated record